AUGCACUCGCAGCUAUUGUUCGCUUUUUCGGGCCUCAUGCUUGCAAGCAAUGUCGCUUUCGCGGCUGAACUGGAACGUGACGAUGUCCCCAAUCGCUGCUGGGAUGUGUGUGGUCCCGUGGUGGGCACUGCUUAUAGAUGCGAUGCCAUCAAUCACGACGACCGCGCCGAAAUGCAGUGCAUCUGUGACUGGAAGCAGGCACCCACUCUGAUCCCUAUCUGCGAGGCUUGCAUUGCGCAGUACCGUGGGGAUAGAAACAACCAAAAUGACCAAAACUAUAACCGUGAGCAUGAUCUUUAUGACGACGACGACGAUGACGACGAUGAUGACCGUGACGACAUCCAUGACCGUGACCCCCAUCACAAUGACGCAUAUGAUAUUCUUCGAUUCUGCUCUCUCUCCACCACGUCUUACAAUACAGCUGCCGCUACUUCCGCCUUGAGCAGGGCCUCUGUCUCCGGCUCCGCCACCGGCACUGCUACCAGCACCAAUGCGACGUCUACCGGUUCUUCUGGGCGUGGAGGUUCUGGAGGUUCUGGUUCCGGGGGCUCUGGCAGUUCUGGCGGCUCUGGCGCUUCCGGAGGUUCUUCCAACGGCGCCAACGGUACAGACGCGGCCAGCAGCACUAGCUCUUCCAGUAACGCGCAGGCAUCUAACAAUGUAGCCCCGGCUUCUUCGGCUCCUAAGGUGGUUUCCUUGGCUGCUAUAGUGGGCUUGGGCUUCCUUGCUUGGCUGUGA
Molecule: messenger RNA, 738 nt
Organism: Aspergillus tanneri
Lineage: Eukaryota; Fungi; Ascomycota; Eurotiomycetes; Eurotiales; Aspergillaceae
Product: putative GPI anchored protein
Exons: 2
Coding region: 1-738 (245 amino acids)
Source: RefSeq, a predicted model, not a curated record